This is a messenger RNA of Sapajus apella (tufted capuchin), 1253 nucleotides long. Its product is annotated as glucokinase regulatory protein-like. Gene Ontology annotation, cellular component: mitochondrion; nucleoplasm; cytosol. Gene Ontology annotation, biological process: glucose homeostasis; response to fructose; negative regulation of glucokinase activity. Gene Ontology annotation, molecular function: enzyme inhibitor activity; carbohydrate binding; fructose-6-phosphate binding. Lineage: Eukaryota; Metazoa; Chordata; Mammalia; Primates; Cebidae. The coding region runs from base 250 to 1050 and encodes 266 amino acids. The transcript is spliced from 6 exons. The record is from RefSeq and is a predicted model, not a curated record.
AGACUCCAGAUUGUCUCCAGUGGAUCCUGGAUUCCUCAGGCCCAGACCUAAUCCCUGAGCCUGCCUGGAACCUCCAAAGCCAGCCUGGCUCCCGAGGGCCCUUUGGUUUGGGGGGUGGUCCAGGUCAUGCAGGUAGAGCUCAUCCUACUAUGGGCCAGCCUCCCUCUCCAGGGUCUCUAGCCUCACUCCCAGGCUGUUCACUCCCCUUCCCAGCGGUUCUCAGAUCCUGCUCCUCCUGGUACCCUCCUGAUGCCCUUGUCCCUCUUUCUGCUCUUUCAUUUUCUGCCCACUGAAUCCCUUGCUGCACCCCCCGAACACAGUCUGGCCCUACUCUCUGCACCUCUCCAGGGACCAGAAGAACUUAGUUCUAAGGGAGCUAUGCCUUCGCCUCCCUCCUCAGGGAGGCACCCAGUCUUUCUGAGAGGCAUUGGGCCCUUCCUGGGAGCUGGUGGCUUUUCUCCCAGAUGCCUCCUGGAAAUCUUGCGGACAUUUGAACGAGCUCAUCAGGUGACCUACAGCCAAGGCCCCAAGAUUGCCACCUUGAUGAAGCACGUCAGCACCAGUCUGGACAAGAAAGGCCAUGUGUACUUGGUUGGCUGGCAGACCCUGGGCAUCAUUGCCAUCAUGGAUGGAGUAGAGUGCAUCCACACGUUCGGCGCUGAUUUCCGAGAUGUCCAUGGCUUUCUCAUUGGUGAUCACAGUGACAUGUUUAACCAGAAGGCUGAGAUCACCAACCAGGGUCCCCAGUUCUCCUUCUCCCAGGAGGACUUCCUGACUUCCAUCCUGCCCUCCCUCAUGGAAAUUGACACUGUGGUCUUCAUUUUCACCCUGGAUGACAACCUCACGGAGGUGCAGACUAUAGUGGAGCAGGUGAAAGACAAGACCAGCAACAUCCAGGCCCUGGCACAUAGCACCGUGGGGCAGUCCUUGCCGAUCCCUCUGAAGAAGCUCUUUCCCUCCAUCAUCAGCAUCACAUGGCCACUGCUUUUCUUUGACUAUGAAGGGAACUUCAUCCAGGUAUGGGGAAUGGGAAGGUCAUACCUGCAUUGACAGGCUGGGAGGGAGAGGGAUUCCAGGAGUCAGAAAAUCCAAGGCUGGAGGAUAGAAAGCUCGGAGACCUCUCUGAUCUUCACAAAGCCAGCUGGGAAAGGUCAUGGGUUACCAGGUAACUAGUCAGAGUUCCCAAGGCAAUGAACUACUAGGCUCAGCUGUUUCUAGAAAUAUGCAAAAACUGCAGGAUAGGCCACCAGUCA